GAUAUGCAAUUAUCGGACAAAAUGUCUUCUAAACUAGGUGGUUCGGUAUUUAGUUUUAAUGAGAUUUAUGAGCAUUUGAAAGAUUUUAAACAAAAUCUUGCUAAGAAUGAAUACACACAGUAUGAUCAAGUUUUGGAAAUA
Messenger RNA from Racocetra fulgida, 141 nucleotides. The record is from the annotation of a GenBank genome assembly. NCBI's taxonomy places the organism in Eukaryota, Fungi, Glomeromycota, Glomeromycetes, Diversisporales, Gigasporaceae.